GAAACUAUUCAACCCUGUUUCAAAGUACGGACAAACUACACAUCCUUGUCCGAGAAACAAAAAUGAAAUUCUUCCACAACCCCAAUCAUCUUCACUCCUUAGUCUCCUCCAUCAUCGACACCUCCAAGAAGAAAGCCCAGUUCAACUACUUCACCAGGUGCUUCACUACUCGGGUCGACUUUGAGUCUCCACACACAAACCCACCCAUGGAUUCCAGCAAGCUACAGGAAAAUACAGAAGCUUCAUAUUCGUCUUCUUCGUCUUCAAAGCUGGUGCUCUAUUCCUACUGGCAGAGCUCAUGCUCUUGGCGAGUUCGUUUCGCUCUAAACCUUAAAGGGCUUUCGUACGACUACAAGCCGGUGAACCUUGAGAAAGGGGAGCAGUUUAGUCCAGAAUUUGAGCGUCUGAAUCCUCUGCAUUGUGUUCCUGUGUUGGUUGACGGUGAUGUGGUGGUUUCGGACUCCUUUGCAAUAUUGCUGUAUCUGGAGGAGAAGUACCCUCAGAGACCGUUAUUGCCUGCUGACCCUCGGCUAAAAGCUCUUAACCUCCAGGGUGCAAGCAUUAUCAGCUCUAGUAUACAGCCUCUUCACAUGCUAUCAAAGCUGAAGUACAUGGAGGAAAAGAUUGGUUCUGAAGAGAGUCUUUCUUGGGCUCAACUGCAUAUAGGAAAAGGUUUCCUUGCUCUUGAGAAGUUGCUGAAGGAUUUUGCUAGCAAAUUUGCCACAGGAAAUGAAGUGUAUAUGACUGACGUGUUCUUAGCACCACAGAUUGCUAUAGCUGCAGCAAGGUUCAAUAUAAACAUGUCCACAUUCCCCAGUUUAAGUAGGGUGAAUGAAACAUACAAGGGUUUACCAGAAUUCCAAGCUUCAUCACCGGAAAGGCAACCUGAUGCUGUGCAUGGGAAGUGAUCCCAGAAGGCUAGGAGUCUUCUUACAAGGAACCCGGUGUCUACAGGUGUAUUCUGCUGGAGCUUACAAACUGGAUGAGCCCUGUUCCAGAUUUAUGCUGUAAAUGAGUUGAAUAUAGAAUGUAGAACUUCAGUAAAGAAAUGCAGCUGCAUAGAAACUUUUACUUCAUUGUACUUUCAUGAUCCUUCAAUCAUGAAAAGCAAAACGAGAUAAGUCGUGGAAGUGUGGAACCUAACAUAACUAAGCUAUCCUGUGUGCUACAGUUACAAUUUCACUCGCAAUUGCAUAAUCGAAACACGUAAUUAAAUCCUUCAA
Molecule: messenger RNA, 1223 nt
Organism: Fragaria vesca subsp. vesca
Lineage: Eukaryota; Viridiplantae; Streptophyta; Magnoliopsida; Rosales; Rosaceae
Product: glutathione S-transferase zeta class-like
Exons: 10
Coding region: 63-908 (281 amino acids)
Biological process (GO): L-phenylalanine catabolic process; glutathione metabolic process
Cellular component (GO): cytoplasm
Molecular function (GO): glutathione transferase activity; maleylacetoacetate isomerase activity
Source: RefSeq, a predicted model, not a curated record